Messenger RNA from Glycine soja, 4073 nucleotides. RefSeq lists its product as uncharacterized. The transcript has 11 exons. NCBI's taxonomy places the organism in Eukaryota, Viridiplantae, Streptophyta, Magnoliopsida, Fabales, Fabaceae. The record is from RefSeq and is a predicted model, not a curated record. Bases 885 to 3860 code for a protein of 991 amino acids.
CCUAUCCCAUAGCUUGCCGUAGAUAAUUAUGACACCACAAUAGUAACAAUUUUCUCUCUCUCACUUCAAAUCUCCUUCUCUUUUCGCUUACUCCCCCUUCCUUCUUCGCGAUCCAUCACUGCCAAAUCUCCCCAAGAUUUCGAUUCCACACUGUUUCGGUGAUCGAUUUUCUCCAUAACCCUCGAUCCACAUAGGUCAUCUAUAAAAAUCCAAAACCCUAGUUUUUUCUUUUCCUUAAUUUCAUGGUGGAGUUUUAGAUUAGGCACAAACCCUUCAAUGAUUAUGGUCCCUUUCGUUUUCCCUCGGAGCAAAAUUUCAUGGGUGUUCCUAAAGUUUUUGAAUUGAAUCUCUUUUCCCUGUGAUUUUGUGUUCUGAUUUUGGGGCGAUGAAGUGUAUAUAUCUAUCUCGCGAAUUUCAUUGAAGGGGAGAGUGUUUUUCAUCUUGUUAGGUGAUGGUUAUUGCGAAUUUUUCACAAAGGAGGAAGCUUGGGAGGGUUUUGGAUGGUGGGUCUUGUUGAUUGAGUUUGGAUCAGUGAGUGGAAUUUUGCCGUGUAUAUUGGUUCUAGGUUAUUUGUUUUCUUGGCUUUGAAGAUUUCCAUAUCAUAGAUUGUAGAAGUGGGUGAUGGAAAAGCAGGAAUUGACCUCGUGCUUGCACUAGAAUAAAAAUAUUUGAGGGUUUUUAUUUUAACCGUAUUUGGUGUUUGGAGCAGAAGAGUAUUUGGUUAUGGUUCUCAUUAGGGUGAGAUUGUGUUAUGAAUGUUGUAAGUGAUGAUAACUAUUGACUAGUGCUCUUUGUGGUUGAUACUUUGCAUUAUUCAUUGGUUGGAAAUAUUUAGCUGUUUUCAUCAACUUUGUGGAGAGGAAUUAUUGGGUUGAGAGAACAAAAUGAGCUUUGAAAGUGAAGAUAAGGGCUUGUUGGAUCAGGCAACUGAUCAAGGAUUGGAAAAGAAGUUAAAAAUUUCAUACACAAGGGAGUUUUUGUUAUCGCUAAGUGGAUUGGACAUAUGCAGAGAGUUGCCUAGUGGGUUUGAUCGAUCACUUUUAAGUGAAUUUGAAGAUGCUUCUCAAGAUCGGCAGAGAAGUACAGGUGGUUUGUCAAUGCAUAGUUUUAGUCGACGCAAUGAGUAUAGUUCAUCCCCUCCCACCAAAGGCGAUAGCUUUUCCCGGGGAAUACAUGGAAAAUGGGAAACUCGAUCUUCAGGACUGUCUGAUAAAGACAGUGAUUCUCAAUCUGAAUUGGAUUCAGAUUUUGGAAAACGUUUUGGCAAUCAAUCGCGUAGAUCUUGGCAAGGUCCUGAGCAUGAUGGGCUUCUAGGUAGUGGUUCUUUUCCUCGACCCUCUGGGUAUACUCCUGGGUUGUCUGCCUCGAAAUUUCGAGCUAAUGACAACUACCAGCUAAAUCGGUCUAAUGAGCCUUAUCAUCCUCCUCGCCCUUAUAAGGCACCUCACUCACGUCGGGAGACUAAUGACUCUUUUAAUGAUGAAACAUUUGGUUCUUUGGAGUGUACAAGUGAAGACAGGGCUGAAGAAGAAAGAAAAAGAAGAGCUUCUUUUGAAUUGAUGAGAAAGGAACAACAUAAAGCUUUCCAAGAAAAGCAUAAGUUGAACCCGGACAAGAAUAACAGCGAUUUUGACACAACUUCACUUGCUGACGACGAUGAGAAAAUGCUAGUUAAUAGGAGCAACAAGUCUGUGGAGCCUCAUGUGACUCUACCAGCUUUAAGCAAUGAUGAGAAAUCUUCUUCCCUUUCACAGACUCCUUCAGCAGCAAGACCACUUGUACCCCCUGGUUUUGCAAGUACAAAGUUGGAACGCAAUUUGGCAACCAAAACAUCCCUUAACACUCAUUCAACAGAGGUUGGACGACCUGCACCUGGUGAUACUGGAGAAGUCUUGGAAGCAUCAGAUGACAAUGGAUUUAUUCAACUUAAUGCUGAAGUAAAAGGAAAGGAGGCCAUGGGAGCUUUCAAUCCAGACAAUUCAAAUUCUAUCCUAUACAAGCUUUUUGGUAACGCUUCAACGCUAGACAAUGACAAAUCAACUAGUAUUGUUGAGCAGCCUGAUCAAAAAGCAGAUGAGACAUGGAGUCCACAUGCCUUCCAAUCUUCCAAGUUUGCUCAUUGGUUUGUUGAAGAAGAAAAGAAGCCAGUGGAUGACUUGAAACAUAGGCCAAAUGACUUGCUCUCACUUAUCGUUGGUGGAGAAAAAGGAGGGUUGCAGAAUUCUAAUGUAGAAACACCCGAGCCUAUAGCAGCUAAUUUUACUUUCCUAAAUCCUGAAUCAACUGGUGAGCAUAUGACAUCAAAUGUAGCACAUACUACUAUUGAUAACUCUGAGCAAUUGUACAAGAGUGAUAAGCCUGAAGUUUUACCAGCAGUUCUUACAUGUGAAGAUUUAGAACAGUCAAUUUUGUCACAAGUUGGUGAAAAUGGUUCAUCACGUCCACGACCCAUUCAGGACAAAGAUUUUGAUGCAAAAACUGAGCAGUUGACUCCAGUUGAUAAUCAUGCAUCCCAGCACCUCCUUUCUUUGUUACAGAAGGGAACCUCACUCAAUGAUAUGGAACUAUCAUCUAUUCUAGAUUCUUCAGACAAGGUGCUUAAUACUGAAGGAGUCACUACCGGCAAUGUUCUUGAUAAUCCCGGAGAAGCAAAUGUUGAUGUUUCCAAUUCAUCAAAGACAUUGACACUUGAAACACUUUUUGGGUCAGCUUUUAUGAAGGAGCUUCAAUCAGUUGGAGCACCCCUUUCUGUUCAAAGGGGUUCAGUUGCAUCUGCAGGGCCUGAUGUUUCACAGGCUCUUUUGUUUCCUUUCCCUACCUCAGACAAUGUUCACCCUCCUACAGGUGAACUUACGCUGAACAGGCACGGAAGUGGUGUCCUGCCAUCAGAACAAACAAAUCAACCCAAAUCUAAUAGAUUUGAAGAGCAGUGGUUGGGGUAUGGUGAUUCUCAGGGAGAUGGUAAUUCAUCAUUACUUCAGAGUGAAAUUUCCAAAGCUAGUGGUUUCAAGGGGCCUCAUGAUGUUCACCUUCUAGAAGAAGAUAGCUUGAUUACUGUUAGUGAUCCUCUGCAAAACUUUUUAUCUGCUGGAAAUUUAGUUAAAACAGAUUUGUCCCAAGACACAACAGUUGACAUUACUAGAAAACUGGCAGCUCUGAAUUCUGCAUUUAGAGAUGACCGACUCAUUAUGAGAAAUCAAGAAGGUCUAGCUUUCCCUCGUGGUCCAUAUGAUAUGAGGGAACCUGGUAUUCCAUAUCAGAAUCUUAAUGUCCAACGAUCUCCUCAGAUCCACUCUCAGUUGAAUCACAGUGGUCCAAUGUUUAACCAACUGGAUUCUCAUCCUCCUCAUAUAAGUUCUUAUAUGAAGCUUCCAACUCCUGAGAGCAUGGUUCAUCAUGACUCACCACCAAAUCAUCAAUUUCCAGGAAAUAUGCUUCGUCCUCCUUUCCAUCAAACAAACAAUGGACUAGCAGGGUUUGAUCCUCCCGCUCAUCAUUCUAUGUUACAACAACAGAUGCAUAUGCAAGGAAACCUUCCCUCACCUCAUUUAUUACGUGGAUUCCCAAGAGGUGCACCUAUGCCACCUCAUCCCAGCAAUCCAAUGACUGGCUUCAUGCAGGAACCAAACCCUAUGCAAGGUCAAGGCUUCCCAUUUAAUGGUCACCAGCAUCCUACUUUUGGUGGCCCUGGAAUGCAAUUACAAGCUCCUGAUGUUGGCGGUGGAAGAAAUCAUCCAGAAGCACUUCAGAGGCUUUUUGAGAUGGAGCUGAGGUCAAAAAACCCAAAGCCAAUCCAUGCUUCAGGUCACAGCCAGGGGAUGUAUGGUCAAGAGCUAGACUUGGGUUUUGGGUAUAGAUAGUGUAUUGUCAUUGUUGAUGUGUAUACUUAGUUUGUAUUCACCUGAUGUUGUGCUUCUCUAUACCCCCUGCAUGGAAGAUGGGUUUCAUAUGAUGCUUUCCUUUGAAAAAAUUAGCUAUUCUGUAAAUGAUUUUUCAUCAAUUUGCAUUUUGCUGGGAUUUCAAUUUUUGCUGCCUUCUUUUGUUAACAUAAUUAAAGUGCUUAUUAGCAGGAA